ACCCAACCUAAAAAUCUUGUGUUCGACCAAAAAAAGCUAUUCUACGUUCCUACCCUCUUUCAUUUCAUACUUCACUGCAUACAAUUUGAUCACUUCAUUCUGCUCUUUCUCCCUUAGUUUUUACAAACAUGGCUGCUGCUAUAACUGCUGCAGUCUCCUUUCCAUCCUCCAAUUCCACCCCUCUUCCAAGCAAGAUCUCUAUCACCACCCCUCAUAGAAUUGUCUUCAAGAGGGCUUCAUUGCAAUACAAAGAUGUUUUUAUUAGUGGAAAAGGAGUUUGGAUCAGAGCCCAAGUGACAACAGAGGCACCUACUAAGGUUGAAAAGGAAUCGAAGAAACAAGAGGAAGGUGUGAUCGUGAACAAGUUCAAACCCAAGAACCCAUACAUUGGUAGAUGUCUUCUAAACACUAAGAUCACUGGGGAUGAUGCACCUGGAGAAACUUGGCACAUGGUCUUCAGCACUGAGGGAGAGCUUCCUUACAAAGAAGGGCAAUCAAUUGGGGUGAUUCCAGAUGGGGUGGACAAGAAUGGCAAGCCUCACAAGCUAAGAUUGUAUUCAAUUGCUAGCAGUGCCGUUGGUGAUUUUGGAGACUCCAAAACAGUUUCUCUAUGCGUGAAACGUCUUGUGUACACAAAUGAAAACGGAGAACUUGUCAAGGGAGUCUGCUCAAAUUUCUUGUGCGACUUGAAGCCAGGAUCGGAAGUAAAGAUUACUGGACCUGUUGGUAAAGAAAUGCUUAUGCCAAAAGAUCCUAAUGCCACCGUCAUCAUGUUGGCAACUGGUACUGGAAUUGCCCCAUUUCGCUCCUUUUUAUGGAAAAUGUUUUUCGAGAAGCACGAUGAUUACAAGUUCAAUGGUUUGGCAUGGCUCUUCUUGGGUGUCCCAACAAGCAGCUCAUUACUUUAUAAAGAGGAAUUUGAAAAGAUGAAGGAGAAAGCACCUAACAACUUCAGGCUUGACUUUGCUGUGAGUAGAGAGCAAACAAACGAAAAAGGAGAGAAAAUGUACAUCCAAACCCGAAUGGCUCAAUAUGCAGAAGAGCUAUGGGAAUUGCUAAAGAAAGAUAAUACUUAUGUUUAUAUGUGUGGACUGAAAGGGAUGGAAAAGGGUAUCGAUGACAUAAUGGUGUCGUUGGCUGCAAAAGACGGUAUUGAUUGGGGUGAGUACAAGAGACAAUUGAAGAAAGCAGAACAAUGGAAUGUCGAAGUCUACUAAUUAAUUUCUGUUCACUAAUACACAUAACGAAGUCUCACCUUGUGCAGAAGAAUAUCUAUUUGCUUAUGAACAAGUUUCACUGCAACAGCCGUACAGGAAAUAAAUUUGAGGAUCAUGCAAUAUAGAUGGAAGAACAAGCUUCAAUGUGGAAUUUUGGCCCUUAAUAAUUUCAUUUAAUGAGAAUGAAACCUUCAUAUAAUAUCUUAGUUUUCUACUCUCAACAUCAAUAAACAGAGUAUGACUGUAUGAGACUUCACUUAAGAAAAACCAGAAUCAAAAUUUUCCCUCUUUGAAACCUUAAACUUAUAUUACAAAAUCUCUCUGCAUUCC
Messenger RNA from Abrus precatorius (Indian licorice), 1547 nucleotides. RefSeq names its product ferredoxin--NADP reductase, leaf isozyme, chloroplastic-like. The transcript has 9 exons. Bases 129 to 1217 code for a protein of 362 amino acids. Lineage: Eukaryota; Viridiplantae; Streptophyta; Magnoliopsida; Fabales; Fabaceae. The record is from RefSeq and is a predicted model, not a curated record. Gene Ontology annotation, molecular function: oxidoreductase activity.